CUAUACAAAAUUGUUCGGAGUUCGGAUUGCCCGAAAGGCCCGAAACUACACGGCGUAAUGCCUCGCUAAUAUAAUAAAAUUUUUUAUAAAAUUAUCAAUAAAAUAGUGGACAAUUGGUGUUUCAUCGUCCGACAAUGGCCACAGCUUACGUCAAAGAUGAUCAAGGUGGAACUUUCAUUGCAGCCAGCCAACGUCCUGACGGUACUUGGCGUAAACCACGAAGAGUCAAGGACGGAUAUGUGCCACAAGAAGAGGUUCCUUUAUACGAGAGUUUAGGAAAGCAGUUUUUGAAAAAUAAGCCAACUCAUCCGCCUGGAGUAUCAGCGGAAUACAUAGCAGCGCAAAAAGCGAAAAAAGAGGGGCAAAGUACGAAAACGACGAUACCGGGAAUGCCAGCACAGGUUGAUUCGAAGAAGAAAAAGAAGAAAUCAAAGAGCAAAGGGAAUAAUACGAUAACGGAAGAUUUGGCAAAGACAACGAUAUCCGAGUCUGAAGCCACCAUUAGAACGAAAAAUUCAGUAAAUUCAACACCUAAACCCCAGUCCGUUGUUUCGUGCAGACAAGAUGCAAUGGGCGCCUCGCAUUUAAGUGAAAGCAUGAAGAGACUCAAGAAUUUAAGGAAAAAAAUUCGUGAGAUUGAGACUCUUGAGCAAAAAAUUCGUGACGGGGUGAUUAAAAACCCAGAGAAAGAAAUGCUGGAAAAAGUAUCAAGAAAAUCAGAAAUUCAGGAAGAAAUCAAGUUAUUAGAAUCAAAUCAGUGAUCUCUCUCCCAGAACCGUUAAUAAUUAUUCUGGUACAAACUUUAGAUUGUGCCAUUGUUCGUCUCGCGUUAUUUUUUUUUAUAUUUCAUCGUCGAGCAAAAAUUUCUUCGCAUUUUUUAAAACGAUCCUUUUUUCGAAUUUCGAUACUGCAAUUCCCUGCGAUGAAAAGAAUUAUUUUAUCGAACAUUUGAAUACGAAUAAUGAAUACCUCGAAUUGUACAUUUGGAUGUGAUGAAUAGAGAGGAGAUAGGAGAGAAAAUUAUAUAUAUAUAUAUAUAAUUAUAUAUAUAUACAUAUAUACAUACAUACAUACAUAAAUCAAAAUGCAUUUAUUUUAUUUCUUCGCAAUGAGCACUUUCAUACCCAAUUAGGCAAUAAUCUUGCAGCCAAUGAUAAUUGUAACAGGAAAAUCCGAAAACUUUUAUGCUAAGCAGACGAGCAUGGGAAAUUUUAAAAAAUCAAUGCAACACUUUUUCAAUAGAAAUGUUUUUUUUUUUACAAUUCGCAUUUUCAUCGAAUUGGAAGAAUGUACGCGAAAACAAGUGAAAAUCACUUCCGUGUUAAAUGUCAGGAGAGCUUAUUUUUCCGAUGAUUUUUUAAGAUAUUUUGAAUCAUCGAUUGAUUGAAUUUCUGUCACCACUCAUUCACCAAAUAUUGUCAUCAAUGAUUGGGUGCUGUUGUGUAAAACUCUACAUUAUAAUAUUGUUAUGUAUUGCAGCCGUUAUACCAGCUGCAAUAAUUCUCUUUUAUAACCCGCAAUUAUUGGGAAUCAACGAGGAAGACAGCGAGCCUAUCGGCAAAGUUUAAUUUGAAAGGGUAAGAUUGGGUUAAGAGAAUUGAAUGAAUAACAAUAAAGUAUGAAUGCCAACAGUUUUUUUCACUUGCUAAUCAUCAUGAAAAUUCUACUUUCAAUCAUCAAUUCACAUUCGUUUAAUAAUUAUUACAAUCACCAGCUAUUUCAUUAUAAUUAAUUACCAAUUCAUAUUCAGUUCAAGCGUAAUUGAUAUGGAAACAUCUCGUCACGGUAAACUCAAAAACGACCCAUUUUGCUUUGCGACGAGCUCGAGAAUGUCGGUACCAAGAAUGUUCAUCAGUCGCAAGAAAAUAAAACGUCGUAAUUUACAAACAAGAAGUUCAAUAUUUUAAGAUUCAAUUUUUAUAACGAUAUUUGUCAAUAAACUUGGGGUAACAAAGGAA
Messenger RNA from Venturia canescens, 1958 nucleotides. RefSeq names its product partner of Y14 and mago (gene Pym). The record is from RefSeq and is a predicted model, not a curated record. Gene Ontology annotation, molecular function: RNA binding. Bases 135 to 761 code for a protein of 208 amino acids. Gene Ontology annotation, cellular component: cytoplasm; exon-exon junction complex. Gene Ontology annotation, biological process: exon-exon junction complex disassembly. Lineage: Eukaryota; Metazoa; Arthropoda; Insecta; Hymenoptera; Ichneumonidae. The transcript is spliced from 3 exons.